AGUGGACGGUGCGCCGCGGCGGGGUGGGCGAAGAUGCCGCUGCCGGUUCAGGUGUUUAACUUGCAGCAGCCAGCCAGCUCUGUGUCAGGGUCGGGGGGUGCAGAGAGUCAGGACAGAAUGCAGGGUGGCCCGGCCCCCAACGCGGCCGCGUCGUCAGUGGCAGAUGUGCACUGCACCCCUCCCAGCGGUAGGUCAGAGCUCUUCCUGCCGGGCACGGCCGGGGACUUCAGCCUGAGCGCCAGCCUGUCGGCCUGUACGCUGCUUUAUGAGGGGGCCGUGGAGCCCAUGCAGAUUGACGUGGACCCGCAGGAGGACCCGCAGAAUGCGCCCGAUGUCAACUACGUGGUGGAGAACCCCACCCUGGAUCUGGAGCAAUAUGCGGCCAGCUAUAGCGGCCUGAUGCGUAUCGAGCGACUGCAGUUCAUUGCUGACCACUGCCCCCCGCUGCGAGUGGAGGCCCUGAAGAUGGCCCUGUCCUUUGUGCAGAGGACUUUCAAUGUGGACAUGUACGAGGAGAUCCACCGCAAGCUCUCGGAGGCUGCCAGGCUGCGGGCUCCUGUCACAGCUGCCCCUGUGCCAACUGGGCGCUCUCCCGAUGGGGGUGAGGGCCGCUGGGAGGCACCCGCCCCCCCUGCACGUGGGCCCCUGAUGGCCAGGUCCUCCCUCAGGGAGCUGCAGAAUGCACCUGAUGCCAUCCCUGAGAGUGGCGUGGAGCCCCCACCCUUGGACACAGCUUGGGUGGAGGCCACGAGAAAGAAGGCCUUGCUGAAGCUGGAGAAGUUGGACACAGAUCUGAAGAACUACAAGGGCAAUUCUAUCAAGGAGAGCAUCAGGCGUGGACAUGAUGACCUGGGUGACCACUAUCUGGACUGUGGGGAUCUCAGCAACGCCCUCAAGUGUUACUCCCGGGCCCGGGACUACUGCACCAGCGCCAAGCAUGUCAUUAACAUGUGCCUCAACGUCAUCAAGGUCAGCGUCUACUUGCAGAAUUGGUCCCAUGUGCUGAGCUACGUCAGCAAGGCAGAGUCCACCCCGGAAAUCGCCGAGCGUGGGGAGCGUGACACCCAGACUCAGGCCAUCCUCACCAAGCUCAAGUGUGCGGCAGGCUUGGCUGAGUUGGCAGCACGCAAGUACAAGCAGGCUGCCAAGUGCUUUCUGCUGGCUUCCUUCGACCACUGCGACUUCCCUGAGCUGCUCUCCCCCAGCAAUGUGGCCGUGUACGGUGGCUUGUGCGCUUUGGCCACCUUUGACCGGCAGGAGCUGCAGCGCAACGUCAUCUCUAGCAGCUCCUUCAAGUUGUUCUUGGAGCUGGAGCCACAGGUUCGGGACAUUAUCUUCAAAUUCUACGAGUCCAAGUAUGCCUCGUGCCUGAAGAUGCUGGAUGAGAUGAAGGACAACCUGCUGCUAGACAUGUACUUGGCUCCCCAUGUCAGGACCCUGUACACGCAGAUUCGCAACCGGGCCCUCAUUCAGUAUUUUAGCCCCUACGUGUCAGCUGACAUGCGCAAGAUGGCCACAGCCUUCAACACCACAGUAGCGGCGCUGGAGGAUGAGUUGACGCAGCUCAUCCUGGAGGGGCUCAUCAACGCCCGCAUCGACUCCCACAGCAAGAUCCUGUAUGCCCGGGACGUAGAUCAACGCAGCACCACCUUUGAGAAGUCUCUGCUGAUGGGCAAGGAGUUCCAGCGCCGUGCCAAAGCCAUGAUCCUACGGGCAGCCGUUCUGCGCAACCAGAUCCAUGUCAAGUCCCCUCCCCGGGAAGGAAGCCAAGGGGAGCUGACACCGGCCAACAGCCAGUCCCGGAUGAGCACCAACAUGUAAGAGCAACCUCCGUCUUCAGGAUGGUCUGCGCACCCCCACCCUGCCCACCCCCCACCCUCGGACUCCUGGGCCUCUCAUCUGCUCCAGCGGCACCUCCGGAGGUGUUGCCUGUGGCCCACUUGCAGGGGUCUGGCUGCUGACUGACGCUAGUCCUCGGCGCCCCCGCCUGGGCUUCCAUGUGCCCAGAUUCUUGUGCCCUGCUCCCCCGCUGCACCUUGUGCCGGGGCCCUGGGGAGGAAGUGGGCUUUCCUUGAAGGAGAAGCCGACAGGGCUCACCAACAUGGCAUCUGGGGCCCCCACCUGGCAGCACUGCCUCCCAGCCUCCACGUUGAAGCAUCGUUUGAGGUUGCAGCGUUAUUGAAUCUUAGUCCAUUAAAGGGCAGCCUGAGAACA
Messenger RNA from Bubalus bubalis (water buffalo), 2214 nucleotides. RefSeq names its product G protein pathway suppressor 1 (gene GPS1). Lineage: Eukaryota; Metazoa; Chordata; Mammalia; Artiodactyla; Bovidae. The transcript has 15 exons. The coding region runs from base 34 to 1821 and encodes 595 amino acids. Gene Ontology annotation, cellular component: COP9 signalosome. The record is from RefSeq and is a predicted model, not a curated record.